This is a messenger RNA of Rhizophagus irregularis DAOM 181602=DAOM 197198, 951 nucleotides long. RefSeq lists its product as uncharacterized. The record is from RefSeq and is a predicted model, not a curated record. Lineage: Eukaryota; Fungi; Glomeromycota; Glomeromycetes; Glomerales; Glomeraceae.
AUGAAUAUGAAGAAAGGACAACGCGUCAUUAUAUUUUCAAUAACAAUAAUUUGUUUAAUAGGAUUAUUAUAUACUUUUAAAUCCUUUAGAUUUUCAACAUCUCAAGAAACUUCAAAAUUAACAGGAUUUCCAAUAUGGUAUGAAAUAGAAAAAAGUGAAGCUUCUAUAGCAUGGUUUGGAUAUCUAAUUAUCAUAAUUUUCUGUUCAACUCUAGCAUCAUUAAUAUUUACACAUAAUAAAUCGAUACCAAAAGUUUACAUUUCUUACUUCAUAUUUCCUGAUCAUCCUGAUUAUAAUCAUUCUUCAACUCUUUCUACUAAAUUUUUUAAUAAAAUUCUCGCAUAUUUUUCAUUGUUUACAUUUAUUUCUGAUUUAGCGUUACAAAUUUUAUACCCAGGAAAACUUUGGUCUUCAUUUGAUUCAUUUCAUAGUUUACUUGAGUUGAUAAUUAUUCUUUACUUAACAUUUGGUCAAUUUAAAUUUUUUAUAUUUUUUAUCUGUAUGAAAUAUAUCAUUUUAGUUAAUUUAUUAACCAUUACACUUAAAUGGCCUUUAGAUGCUAUUUGGUUCAAAAUGCAAGAUUUGAUGUUGGAUUUUGCUCUUGUAAUUAUAUUCUUGAGAAUCUAUAUUCGUACUUAUUUGUAUAUAAAAAAUCAAGAUUCUUCACAAUUUCCGGAAGGGAAUGAUCCACAAGAAGAAUUUAACUCAAAUACUAAAUUUAGUAAAUUUACAAAUCAAAUUAUUUUAUUACCUAUUGCCGCUUUCGUACAUAUGUUUGGAACCAUCGCUACUCUAUUUGUUCAUCCUACUGGAGACAUGAUAUUUAUGUUAUCACAUGCUGUCUCAUUCUUGAUGUAUACUUUUUAUAUUUACUUAGAUACUCAUUAUACAACAAAUAUUUCCAAUUUCAAAAAUAUUGUAUUACCUUAUACUCCUACUUGGAAAUUGUUA